AUGAAGCAAGGCUAUGUCCGGGAGAGUCUCAAUUCUUGUGUGGUACCGGUGUUGCUAGUGCCCAAGAAGGAUGGGACAUGGCGUAUGUGUGUGGAUUGCCGAGUUGUGAACAACAUCACUAUCAAAUACCGCCAUCCGAUCCCACGCCUUGAUGACAUGCUUGAUGAACUAAGCGGUUCCACCAUCUUCUCUAAGAUAGAUCUUAAAAGUGGAUAUCAUCAAAUGAGGAUGAAAGAGGGAGAUGAGUGGAAGACAGCGUUCAAAACCAACAAAGGUUUGUAUGAAUGGUUAGUAAUGCCAUUCGGUCUAUCCAAUGCUCCUUCUACUUUCAUGCGAUUGAUGAAUCAUGUUCUUCGUGCUUAUAUCAACAAGUUUGUGGUUGUUUACUUUGAUGAUAUUCUUGUCUAUUGUAAAUGCCUUGAAGAAUACCUAGAUCAUCUAUCAUUAGUCUUGAACAUGCUUAGGGAAGAAGAGUUAUAUGCGAACUUGAAGAAGUGUGUGUUUGGAGCUAACGAACUUGUAUUUCUAGGCUUUGUUGUAAGCGCGUAG
Messenger RNA from Camelina sativa (false flax), 549 nucleotides. Lineage: Eukaryota; Viridiplantae; Streptophyta; Magnoliopsida; Brassicales; Brassicaceae. The record is from RefSeq and is a predicted model, not a curated record.